Molecule: messenger RNA, 1190 nt
Organism: Cucurbita maxima (winter squash)
Lineage: Eukaryota; Viridiplantae; Streptophyta; Magnoliopsida; Cucurbitales; Cucurbitaceae
Product: ribonuclease H2 subunit B
Exons: 11
Coding region: 152-985 (277 amino acids)
Biological process (GO): ribonucleotide metabolic process; RNA catabolic process
Cellular component (GO): nucleoplasm; ribonuclease H2 complex
Source: RefSeq, a predicted model, not a curated record
UAUCCACUCCCUUUGGCGCGCGCGGUUUUUCCGGUUCUCGAUUUCGCUUGGUUCCCGCCGUCGACAUUCACAUUUCCGUUUCCGGCGAGCUCGUUACUUCAUCUCUCUGUGGACGCCGGUGCUCCUCCGACCUUCUUCGUAGGGUUGUUCCAUGGCUUGGUGGGAAGGCGUCGAGGAAACUCGUAUCCUCAUUGCCCCUGAUCAUGGGGUAAAAGAAAAUGGUACUGGAUGCCUGCUUUCACUUCGCCAUCCAAAAUCAGGAAAUACAACAUGUUUCUUAUAUGUAAACGAGUUGCUAGAGGAAAUUCACUGGUUUAAGCAGUCAUAUUCAUCGUGGUUUUUGGGAGAUUAUGUUACUGAAGAUGGUCGGCUGUAUUCCGCUACUCCAAUAGAUCCUGUAUUCAUUUUCUUGCCCAUUUUCGAGGAAGCUAGAAUGAAGAAGGGAGAUGAUCCUGGGAAAUUCAGGCAAUUAGAUGACAUAAUGUUCAUCAAUGGGUAUCCUGGAUAUCUGCAUUUACUGUCUGUUGCAGAGAAGUCUAUGCAAGUAGUAUGUGAGGUCAAAGAAGUUGGAUCUUCUAAGUUUUUUAGGCUUGAUGAUUCAAAGGUUUUGGCAUGGUUAUAUCACAAGGUAUGUCAGCUGAAAAAAACUCUAUGCACACUGGAUAAAAACUAUGCUGCAAGGGAAGAAAAAGAUACAUUAAGCGAUGCAGUUUCAAUAUUAGGGGAAUACUUGAAAGAUGAACCUUGGUUGAAGCUUCUAUGUGACCAUCUCAAGUUAAAUUUUGCUGAAGCAACCAGACAAGCAUCGGAUGCAGAAAAGCCUCCUUUAAGAAUAGAGAACAAUUUUGAUUCUAUCUCACAGGAUAAGACUAGAAGUGGCGCAAAGAAUACAAGAAAUGGAAAGCAAGCUAAAAAUCUGAAGGUGGAAACAGAAUCACGGAACAUCAAGGACAUGUUUUCAAAGGCUAUAAAAAGAAAAACAUGAAGCAUUUCGGAUAUUUGGUGAUUUAAAGCCCACAAAUUAUGUUGUCACGUAGGUAUUGGUUCGAUCUCCUACUCUACAAUUGUUGAAAAAAAGUCGUUAGCCUCAUUCGUGUCAUUACAUGGGAAUUUGGUAAUGAUAUUAACUCACGCCCACACGAUGUAAUGCCUCUCACCCAUUUACUUUUCUAUCGAGAUGAAGUAUGAAA